Loxodonta africana (African savanna elephant) is the source of this 1467-nucleotide messenger RNA. Its product is annotated as transcription factor CP2-like protein 1. The record is from RefSeq and is a predicted model, not a curated record. Lineage: Eukaryota; Metazoa; Chordata; Mammalia; Proboscidea; Elephantidae. Gene Ontology annotation, biological process: regulation of transcription by RNA polymerase II. Gene Ontology annotation, cellular component: nucleus. The coding region runs from base 1 to 1467 and encodes 488 amino acids. Gene Ontology annotation, molecular function: DNA-binding transcription activator activity, RNA polymerase II-specific; RNA polymerase II cis-regulatory region sequence-specific DNA binding. The transcript has 13 exons.
AUGGAGAAUGGGCAGCACCCUUGCCUCAUGGAGCCUCACACCCUCCCAGGGCCUGAGACUGCUCUGCAGGGUGACGGGCUAGAUCAGAAUUUUCCUGAGGCCCCUGAGGGUGGUUUAGACCCUGCCCUGUGCCUGAUCCAGGGAGGUACUCACACCAGCCUCUUCCCAUUUUGCCUCCACACCCUGCACAAGCCUCCACCUGGUCUGCUGGUCUCCUGGGCUCCGGCCCCAGUCAAGACUGCCUGUUCCUCCCAGAUGCUGUUUUGGCACAACCAGCAGGAGCACCUGUGGCCCAGUCCCGGGGAAAUGUACCCCGGCCCCCCCAGCAGCCUGCUCAGGGAGCCUCUGCCCUUGCCCUACCUGAAGCAGGAAGAGCUUCCUAACAUCCCCAGUGCGGAUCUGCCCUGCUCCAUGUUCCAGUAUGUUCUGUGUGCUGCCACCUCACCGGCUGUGAAGCAGCAGGAGGAGACCCUCACCUACCUGAACCAGGGCCAGUCCUACGAGGUGCGGCUGCUCUGCAACCCCAAGCUGGGGGAUGCCACCCAGUGUCCCCGGCUACUAAAGAGCGUGGUGCGCGUGGUGUUCCAUGACCGGCGCCUGCAGUACACGGAGCAGCAGCAGCUGGAUGGAUGGAAGUGGAGCCGGCCUGGAGAUCGUAUCCUGGACAUUGAUGUGCCAUUGUCCGUGGGGCUGAUAGAACCCCAGGUACUGCCCUCACAACUCAACACGGUGGAGUUUCACUGGGACCCGACCAAGAAGACCUCCCUUUUCCUGCAGGUUCACUGCAUUAGCACCGAGUUCACUCCCCGAAAGAAAGGUGGAGAGAAAGGCGUUCCCUUCCGCCUCCAGAUUGACACCUUUAAGCCUAGUGACAAGGAGCUUCCGCCUGAGCACCUGCAUUCAGCUGGCUGCCUCAUCAAGGUGUUUAAGCCCAAAGGAGCUGACCGGAAACUAAAAACUGACCGGGAGAAGGUUGAGAAACAGCCUCUGCACGAGAGAGACAAGUACCAGGCUGCCUGUGAGAGCACGGUCUUCGUGGAGUGUUCACCCUGGCCAGAACCCACUGCAGGGCCCCACUCACCUCUCAGCCCUCUGGCUCUGACCUCCCCUCACCCCUGCAAGCUCCUGUCCCCUGAGAGGCUCUGCGCCUCACCAUCAUACACUCUGGACACCUUAGGGGGCAGCCUAGCUGAGGAUCUGAAUCCUGGAGCCUCCAUCCCAGAGACACAGCAGUGGUUACAUCGGCAUCGGUUCUCCAGCUACUGUCGGAUCCUGGCCAACUUCACUGGUGAGGCUUGCCGGGCCUCUUCCCUCAGUCUGGCCCUGUCUGACUCUGCAGGCACUGAUCUGCUGAAGCUUACCCGCCAGGACCUUAUCCAGAUCUGUGGAGCUGCCGAUGGAAUUCGCCUUUUCAAUACACUUAGAGCCAGGUGCUGGGCACUGCCAAACAUGUCCUCUUCCCACUGA